AAAAUCGCGAAAAAAACGAGAUAAAAACCAUUACUACACCACGACAACCUCACCGCUGCAACCCGCCAUCUCAACCACGAUCGCUAGCUCUGCAACUUGAUACUAGCGCAUUCAAAUCCCCAUCAAUUUUUUUUCCCCCGGGGGUUUGUUCAUUCGCAAAUAGGUCAAGAUGGGCAAGCGCAAAAGCUCCUCGAAGCCGCCCCCCAAGAAGAAGAAAGAUCCCCUUCCCACUCAGUUCACAUGCCUGUUCUGUAACCACGAGAAGUCGGUCGACGUCAAAUUGGACAAGAAGAUGGGUGUCGGCAACCUAGAGUGCAAGAUCUGUGGGCAAAGAUUCCAAUGCGGCAUCAACUAUCUUUCCGCCGCUGUCGACGUUUACGGAGAAUGGGUUGACGCCGCAGACGCCGUUGCCGAACAGACAUCACUUGAAAACCGUGGUACCGGUGGGAGCUCGAGCCGCGCCAAGCCAUCUUCCAGCAGAUACGAAGAGGAGGACAGAUACGCGGGACAUGGCGUCGGGGCCGAUGAUGACUACGAUUGAGCGCAUACACCCACGAGACAAGUGUUUUACGAAGCUGAUGGGUCCCAAGAAACUUGACGAAUUUACCACGAUAACGCUUGCCGAAUAAGUUGGGAUAUGAGGCUCACAGAUUGGAGAAGAAACAAGGCUAUCUAUGGUUUCAUCAAGUGCCCACCGUUUGCUUUUUGAUUUAGGAGAAGGGUUGUCUGGUGAGGUUAUGUGAGGUGCGUUAUGGGCUCCAUCGAUCCUCACAUGGUGUAGAACCGAUCACCAAAAUCACCAAGGCCAGGAAUGAUAUAACUGUUGGGGGCGUUUCGGCGUUAGUUUUAUAGUGCAUGACAAUAGGCAGCAUCAGGUUAGGGCAAGUGACAGACUUCUUUUCAUCCA
Molecule: messenger RNA, 907 nt
Organism: Pyricularia grisea
Lineage: Eukaryota; Fungi; Ascomycota; Sordariomycetes; Magnaporthales; Pyriculariaceae
Exons: 3
Coding region: 170-541 (123 amino acids)
Biological process (GO): transcription elongation by RNA polymerase II
Cellular component (GO): transcription elongation factor complex
Molecular function (GO): RNA polymerase II complex binding
Source: RefSeq, a predicted model, not a curated record